AUGGAACAGCAGCUACUGCAGCAUGAGCAGCAGCAGCAACAACAGCAGCAGCAGCAGCAACUGCAGCAAGAGCAGCAACAGCAGCAAAAGCAGCUACUGGAAGAGCAGCUACUGCAGCAUGAGCAGCAGCAGCAGCAGCAACAGCAGCAGCAGCAGCAGCAACAGCAGCAGCAGCAGCAGCAAGAGCACCUUGAGGUAGAGGGGAUCCUUUGA
Eimeria mitis is the source of this 213-nucleotide messenger RNA. RefSeq lists its product as uncharacterized. Bases 1 to 213 code for a protein of 70 amino acids. The transcript has a single exon. The record is from RefSeq and is a predicted model, not a curated record. NCBI's taxonomy places the organism in Eukaryota, Apicomplexa, Conoidasida, Eucoccidiorida, Eimeriidae.